Messenger RNA from Salmo salar (Atlantic salmon), 3787 nucleotides. The record is from RefSeq and is a predicted model, not a curated record. Lineage: Eukaryota; Metazoa; Chordata; Actinopteri; Salmoniformes; Salmonidae.
UUGAAAAGUAAAACGGUUAGUGUUUGGUAGGGAUUGUGGUUAAGGUAAGGGUUUUACGAAUAGGAUUUCGAGUAGGUACGUACCAGGGAUCCCCAGAUAGCACUAACCGAUGAGAAAGGCGGUUCAUUCGAGCGAUGUCAUCACCGCGCACCGCCACUGCACAGGUGGCGUGGCGUCAUGCACUCGUCGGUUGAGCGAGCGCGCCGCGGUUUUUUGCGUAACCCGAUUGGAGUAUUAGAGGCAGCUUCCUUCCAUCAGAUUGGUUUCUACCCGGUAACCUGGUCCCCUCACUACACCAUUCAGGCCACACCACCACUUUCCCCAUUACCGGCAUCUCCCACCCGAGUCGAUGCUACCUGGAAAACGAAGUGCCGAAAUUAUGUCGGUUUCGGUGGCGUUCAUUGGAGUACUGAUGCUGCAUUCGGUCUCCUCGCAGAACGCUGGCUUUGUGAAGUCUCCCCUGUCUGAGACCAAACUAACAGGUGACACCUUUGAGUUGUACUGUGACGUGGUCGGUAACCCGACCCCAGAGGUCCAGUGGUGGUACGCCGAGAUCAACCGGGCCGACUCUUUCCGCCAGCUCUGGGACGGCGCCCAUAAACACCGCGUCUCCAUCAACACGGCGUACGGCGCCAACGGCGUGAGCGUUUUGGGCGUGACGCGUCUCGGCCUGGAGGAUGCCGGGACGUACGAGUGCCGGGCCAGUAAUGAUCCAAGGAGGAAUGAUCUGCACCAAAACCCUGCCACCACCUGGAUCAGAGCACAGGCCACCGUUACUGUGUUGCAGAAGCCGUCAAUCAACUCGUCGGACCAUAUCACGCUGCCAGUUGAUCACCACAGCCUGCCCCUCACCCUGCAGUGCAACCUAUCUUCAGCCCACAGCGCCCACAUCAAGAGCUUCUGGAUGAAGAAUGGGGAGGAGAUCAAAGAGACCCGCGGAGAGAGGGCCAACACCGAGUACUACCUGAAGAAGCCCAGAGGAGAGGAUGCAGGGGAAUACAUGUGUGUCUACACCUUUAAUAUGGCUCCGCCUGCUAACGCCACCAUCGAGAUUAAAGCUGGUCCUGACAUCACAGGCUACAAGCGUAGUGACAAUAAGAACGAGGGCCAGAAGGCCCUGCUCUACUGUAAGGCCACUGGCUACCCCUACCCUAUCUGGACCUGGCACAAACUGGACAAUGGGUUUUACACAGACAUUGAAAACUCCUCCGGCCGUUUCUUCAUUAACAACAAAGAUAACUACACUGAGCUGAGCAUCAUCAACCUGGACAUCGGCUCUGACCCGGGAGAGUAUCAGUGUAACGCCACCAACAUGAUCGGCACCUCUUCCGUGGUGUCUGUGCUGCGGGUCCGGAGCUACCUGGCCUGGCUUUGGCCUCUGCUGGGCGUCCUGGCCGAAGUCAUCAUCCUGGUCAUCAUCAUUGUGGUCUACGAAAAACGCAAGAAGCCAGACGACAUACAAGACGAUGACGAACCAGCUGGACCAAUGAAAACUAACUCCACCAACAAUCACAAAGACAAGAACCUUCGUCAGAGGAACACAAACUGAGAACACUGAUAAUAACAUAUUAUACAUGUAUGUAUCACCAUGUGAAGGUAACCAGGAGAGGGAUUCAUAGAAAUGUGUUAAUAAGAAUCGAUCUGCCAAUAAAACGACGUAGAGCUGAAGAAGAAGAGGAGCUACUGUAAAUGUCUGUAUUGUACGAUGAGGCAUGGCUUCUGAUUUGAUUAUCUAGCUAUCGUGUGAUAAGGGUGAAGAAUGUGAUCAAUGAAUCGUGUUCCCAUAACAUUAUGAAUGAUUUAUGAAGUGACUAUGAAGCAUUAUAACCAUUGUUGCUGCAUGCGGUUAUUGAUUGUCGCUGUUUAUUGAUUGUUUGUGUUGAUUAUUUAUUCUUAUCAAAUUCUUAUCAUUUUCCAAUUUUUUACUUAAUUCUGAAGUUAUGCAUGCAAGGUAUUAUAACUUUCUGUUUGGUCCAGACAUGACAUGGCUUUUUGGACUGCGUCCCAAAUGACACUCUAUUUCCCUAUAUAGUUGUCGUCCCCCCCCAAAAGCCUCUGGUAAAAAAUACUGCACUCUAUAGGGCAGGAAUAUUCAAAUCGUAUCAUACGAGGUCUGUAGAACUGAUGUUUUUUUCUGUUCUACCUGUUAAUGAAUUUAACCUACCUGGUGUUCCAGGUCUAAAUCAGGCCCUGAUUAAAGAAAAAGAGUGUAAAUGAUUUCAAAGUCCAGAUUUGAAUGUGAAUGGUAUAGAAUAGGGUGCCACUUGGGACUCAGCAUGUUUUUGUUUACUUAGAUAGAUAAUCACUGUUUGUGUUGACUAUGAGAAGCUAAAGACUUUGCAAUGUAAAAAGGGGGGAAAAAAACGGCACCAAUUAUAAUCUUGUAUGACAGUAGAUCUGUACAGUUUAUCAUUCUGCUGCAUACCAUUUUAUAAAUUGGUUACUUAUUUAUUCAUAUUUUAUCAGAUUAUAUAUCUGGUUUCACAUUUUAGUAAGGGCUUUGCAAUGUCCCUGUCUUUUUUUUUUUUAAAUUUGAUUAGAAAAGUCCUAUAUUUAACAUGUCCUGUAUGUAUCCAACCACCUUACCUAAAAAAAUUAUAAUAAAUACAGCAAGAGUCGCAGCACAGAAUGAAGAAAUAAAACAGCACUAAAAUGUGUAUUGGUUAGUUUCACCACUGUUGUUAGGGAAAACAAUAACAUUUAUCUUAACUCCAUGUAGGAAUAUGAAAGAUAUUCAUUCAUGAGAUGCACUUUUACAUUUAGAAAAAUAAUGGAAAUCCCCCCCCAAAAAUCUCUAUAAAGUUAAUUUAGUAUGUAAUUGUACAACUCCUCCUAAUCCUUCUAACUGCUGUGUUUGACUAAACUAAAGUGUGCAUUGUGUAUAGCAUGGCUAUUAUCCUAUGCAAUAAUAAUCAAUAUUGAUAUGAAUAUAUAUAUAUAAAUCCCUCUUAGCAGCUUUUAGAUUCUCUAUGUUGAUCUAGAAUCAUCUUUAGAGCAUUGAUAGAUAGCGUACUGGACAGCUUAUUGAUCUCUAUAGAUGAUAAUGUUAUACAGUAUAUCUAGAAGUUGGAACUAGGUAGGAGGCAGUGCAACAACAGGAACUAUGUCAUGUGUGUCAAGAUUGACACUUGUUAAGCAAUCCCAAAAUCAAUCCCAAGUCAUUUUUAAGAAUAAAAACCCCCAAAAAUAAAUGGUUUGUUACCGUUUGAUGACUUGAUUUUCAUCCAUUUCCAAGCUUGCAAUCACACACACACUGUUGCGUCAAAAGACAGGUAUUCAUAUUCAAGGCGUUCAGAUUUUCAACUGAUUUCAAAGAUAAAACACCAGCAGGGGGUGAAAGAGUGUAUGCAUUGUGGAACCCAUCAUUAGCUUGUGUUUCCCUGGGGAACAUAUAUACAGGUGCACCUUUGUGAUAGCAGGUGGUGAAAUGUUUGGUGGAAAAGCAUUUCACUGGAAGUCCUUCACGGAAGAGGAGACUCUCAUCCAUACACAUUCAGCUCAUUUAGGAUUCUGGAGACUCAACCGGUAGAAACAUGGACAUUGUUGUGUCAAAUUGUGGCCAGUUAGGUGUUUAUUUGUGUUGAGAAUUGAGACCAAUUGUCUAAUAUAGUAUAAUUUAGAUAAUAUGACUACAUUAAGAUUAUAUAUUUAAUUUGAAAUGACCUUACUUGAAGUAAUGUAUAUUUAUUUUUGUGUUUUGCCUUUAAAGGUUAUCAACCUAACUAACUAAUGAACUAAUUAACUAACUAACUAACUGACUAAAGAAAUAAAAGAAGUCAGAAGAAAA